CGCUGGCCUGAGCCGGGCGGGCGAGCCUCGCCCCGCCGCCCCGGUCCCCUGGCCCGCUGCCGGCGGACCAUGAAGCGCGAUGAGGAUGUGUGACCGCGGCGUCCAGAUGCUGAUCACCACCGUGGGCGCCUUCGCAGCCUUCAGCCUCAUGACCAUCGCGGUGGGCACGGACUACUGGCUGUACUCGCGGGGCGUGUGCCGGACCAAGGCCACGGGCGACAAUGAGACCAGCCGGAAGAACGAGGAGGUGAUGACCCACUCGGGCUUGUGGCGAACGUGCUGCCUGGAAGGAACGUUCCGAGGAGUGUGUAAAAAAAUCGAUCAUUUCCCGGAGGAUGCAGAUUAUGAGCAAGACACGUCCGAGUACCUCCUACGUGCCGUGAGAGCAUCCAGCAUCUUCCCCAUCCUGAGCGUGGCCUUGUUGUUCUUCGGGGGCCUGUGUGUGGCCGCCAGCGAAUUCUACAAGAGCAAACACAAUGUGAUUCUCAGCGCUGGGAUCUUCUUUGUCUCCGCAGGUCUCAGUAACAUAAUCGGGAUUAUAGUGUAUAUCUCUGCGAACGCUGGGGACCCGGGGCAGAGCGACUCCAAGAAGAGCUACUCGUACGGCUGGUCCUUUUACUUUGGCGCCUUGUCCUUCAUCAUCGCCGAGAUGGUGGGGGUGAUCGCUGUGCACAUGUACAUCGAGAAGCAUCGCCAGAUCCGCGCCAAGUCCCACUCCGAGCUCCUGAAGAAGUCGGCCUUCUCUCGCCUCCCCACCUACCGGUACCGGUUCCGCAGGCGAUCCAGCUCCCGCUCCACGGAGCCCAGGUCCAGGGAUCUGUCUCCUGUCAGCAAAGGGUUCAGCACCAUCCCCUCCACCGACAUCUCCAUGUUCACCCUCUCCAGGGAUCCUUCCAAGGUGACCAUAGGGACACUGCUCAACUCGGAGCGGGAUCACACUUUUUUACAGGUCCAUAACUCCAUCCCCAAAGAGUUCAAGGAGUCAUUGCACAACAACCCAGCCAACAGACGAACCACACCAGUCUGAGCCAGCUCCUCCCCACGCCGCCUCAGGCGCUGUGCCAACCAGGGAAGUAGAGGAAGGCGUUUUGUCUGGAUGCAUGACAUGAUCCUUGUGAUGGUGUUACCAGUGAAGCUCCAUUUUUAAAGAACAAACCCAAAUGGCUCUCAGCCCCACCCCACCCUUUAAAUGCCACUUGCCAGGCCAGGCCACUGUGUUUAUGGUUGAACUGUGUUUGGGCCCCGGAAUCCCACCCCUUUUCCUUCUGUGGUUGGAAAGGGACAUUGGCUUUGCUGUGACUUGCUGGGAGCAAGGCCCCUGAGGAUUGGCAGGGUGGUUUUGAGUGGCCUCUGGGACAGCGACUUCUCAAAGUCACCAUUGUUCAUGUUGAUCAUAACGAUCACAGUGUUACCUUCACUGUAUGUCCCAAUGGUAACAUUGGAGACAGCCUUGUCUGUGAGAACCAUUAACCCGAUAGUUACAUUUAUGCGAAAUUGCCUAGAAGUUCAGGGUAUGAAGCUCUGAGUCGGCUAAUGUAACGAGCGCUCAUGUGGUUAAAAUAUUUUGCCUUGUUGUAAUGGAUGGAGCGCUUGGGUCUGGGUUUCCUUCUGGCAUUUCGUGCAUGCAUUAAAUAGCUUGGAAUCCAAUUUCUUCAUGUUGGGUUGGAAGAAACAUCCUUUCCGUAAUUUUCUGUGGUUUUGGAAGGGCUGGGGGGGGGGGUGCAUAGGGGAGGCAGAGUGUGUUCCAUUCAGAUCAUGUAAAUGGACUAAGAAGCAGAUUCCCUCCAAUGACUAGUCACAACUAGACUGCAUUUGAUUACCCGCUGAUGUUAAACUGAAAGAAAUAGCUCCCUGAAAUUAACACACACACGCACAAGUGAAUGUGUGGGCACAAUUAAGGAGGGGAUGUUGGGCCUAGUCUUAUUUUAGAAGCUGGGUUUGCAUCUGAGCCUCUGGCAGUGAUCUGCGUGUCACCGGUGUAUGAGUCUGUAAUGAGGAAUGUUUCAAUUGACUGGGAGAUUAAAGAGAAAAGUAACAAUAAAAGUUUGGAGAAUCACUUA
Messenger RNA from Chelonia mydas (Green sea turtle), 2060 nucleotides. It is a transcript of the gene CACNG3, whose product is annotated as calcium voltage-gated channel auxiliary subunit gamma 3. The record is from RefSeq and is a predicted model, not a curated record. Gene Ontology annotation, biological process: positive regulation of synaptic transmission, glutamatergic; regulation of AMPA receptor activity; neurotransmitter receptor internalization. Gene Ontology annotation, molecular function: channel regulator activity; voltage-gated calcium channel activity. Gene Ontology annotation, cellular component: AMPA glutamate receptor complex; postsynaptic density membrane. The transcript has 4 exons. NCBI's taxonomy places the organism in Eukaryota, Metazoa, Chordata, Testudines, Cheloniidae. The coding region runs from base 80 to 1027 and encodes 315 amino acids.